GUAACGCAGGGGUCAAGGAGGGGAAUUGUUUCUUCAGCCGGCGCAGCUUCUGGCCGGGCGCCACCGCUAACGGCAGCUGUGGCGAACUAGAUUGGCCUUGAUCUUGGCCAGAGGGGGUCGAUUUGACCGGCUUGAUGAGGGCUGGAAGGUGGGGAAGCCGAGUCUGGAUCCGAGAUAAUCAUGAUAGCGAAGGGAGAACUGACCUGCAGAUUGGGGAAAAUGGGUCGGGUUGCAGCGAAAGAACAGGUUGUUGCAGGUAGAGACGAAAAGGGUGUCCCGCGAAGGAUCGAUUGGCAUGAUCCCAAUCAUGUCAACCCCUACUCCUACGCCGACGACAACAAUGUUCCCAGGCUCGAUAACAACGCCUGGUGGAGCAUUCACACCAUACCCGUCAGCUUGGGCUCAGCUGCGAGUGAAAGCACUCCUGCCAUCCCAUUGAUGAUGUCGAGCAUGGGGACGACCUUUGCUCCGAUCACCGCUGUAGGAUCGAUUGGCAUGAUCCCAAUCAUGUCAACCCCUACUCCUACGCCGACGACAACAAUGUUCCCAGGCUCGAUAACAACGCCUGGUGGAGCAUUCACACCAUACCCGUCAGCUUGGGCUCAGUUUGCUGCUGACCCGACAAAUGCUCAGGCUCUACAGGGCUAUCAACAGGUGAUGGCCAUGAUGCAACAGGCAGGUGGCUUCAUGUCAUUUGCUUAUCCCGGCAUGACGCCACCAAUCAUGCCACCUCCGGUGUCGACCCCGUCGACAUUUGUCCCUAGGAUGGUCCCUAUACAUCCGGUGAAUUUGACGGGGACUUUGAAUGAAGCAGCGCCCUCAAAUGUCCAUGAAAUCAAUGAGGCGGAGCAGGAGGCGGCCCGCAGGAGGAAGGGUAAGGCUAUAGCCAAACCCAGCAAGACUCGAGAUUCGGCGUUCAAAUGCCUAGGGGACAAAGAGGAUGGACCCCGCAAGUCUGCCAAGCUACGCCUUGGUCCUGAGAUGGGCCGGACUAGCGCAAUGGAAAGACUUGGCGGGAGUCGUCACGCCCAAUCUCGUCGUUCUAGGGAAUCUGAGACGAUUCACCAAGACGAGGAGGAAGCAGAAAGCCAGCCGAGGGCGUCGGCAUAUACCAGGCUCUCAUACGAUGAGGAUGACCUGGACAAGAUAGGGAGCGUAGCAAGGAAAUUACGUGCCCUGGAGGAAAAAGUGGAAGAGAAGGCGGGAGCGAAAAAACACACCUUGGCUAAAUCUCCCUUUUCGGCCAGGGUACAUGCGCAGAGGUUGAGGCGGAAGAUUAAGCUGGACGUGGAGAAAUUCACAGGAAAGGAGGAUCCAAACGUCCACCUUGACACCUUCCACAAUGCAGCACAGAUGGCCGGGUGCACUGAUGCUGAGGAAUGCCUACUCUUCUUCUCAUCCUUGAGAGGGAGGCCUGUGGAAUGGUUUAACGGCCUUCCCCAUGGCAGGAUUGGGUCCUUUGAGAAACUUGCCGAAGUUUUCCGCAAGAAGUACCAGGACAACUGCAUUAAGAGGAAGAAGUUCACCUACCUUAACACGGUAGGGCAGAGGGAGAAGGAGUCCUUGAAUCAAUUCUUAACCCGCUGGAGGGAUGAGGUUGACAAGGUAGAAGAGAUGGAUGAUAAGACGGCCAUGUCUUUAUUGAUGAAUGCCUUCUGGUCGGGUGACCUCUACACUGAAUUCUGUAGAAGGCCACCCUCCUCUUAUCAGGAAGCCUAUAAUACGGCAUGGGAAUACGCCGAGGCGGAGGUCCUGAACAAGAGCAAGCGGGAAUUAGAGGAAGGAUAUACGAAGGUGAAAUCCGACAAGCCGAAGAAGGAUGACCAGAUGGGAGGGUCCAAACUAAAGGCUACGUAUGACGGGUCUGUCCAUCAAAUAAGGGAUGAUAAGAAGGGAGAACAACCCAAGAGGCCUUGGACGGAGAAGUGGUGUACCUACCACCAAUCUGACUCCCACAAUACGGUGGAUUGCCGAAAUGUCAAGGCUGUGCUCAAGGAGAUGGCCUUGAAAGGAGAGCUUGGGGAAGGUUAUGCGACGGGUAAUAAGAAAGACCCGAAAGCGAACAUCUGGACCCGUCAUCAGGGAAAAGACCAGGGGAGGAAAAAAUCUGGGAGAGAUAACAACAAGCCGGAUAAAGAAUUCAUUGAGAUGAUUGUCGGUGGCCUAGAAGGCGGGGACACAGCCUCCCAGCGGAAGAAUUGGGCCAGGAGCUUGCACGUAGCGGUGGUUUCCCUGGAAUCACAAGGGAAGCAGGCAAGAAGGGAACCUAUCACUUUCACUGAUAGGGAUCUGCCCAGGACGGGGGGAGAUCAUAAUGACCCUUUGGUUAUUACAAUGGAUAUCAAUGGAGCUGAUGUGGCCAGGGUCCUGGUUGACACAGGAAGCAGUGUCAAUGUUCUAUACUUGGAUGCUUUCAAAAAAUUGAAGCUGGACAGGUCCAUGUUGAGACCGUUGCAAACUCCAUUGUCAGGCUUCACUGGAGCUAGCAUAGAAGCGGAAGGUCAGAUCACCUUACCAGUUACCUUGGGGUCGGGUAACAAAAUAGUAACCAAGCAAAUGAAAUUUGUUGUGGUUGAUAUCAAGUGUGUACAUAAUGCCAUUCUUGGAAGACCUGGAAUCAACCAGGUCAGGGCCAUCAUUUCUAUGGCACACUUGUGCAUGAAAUUCUACACUCCCAAUGGGAUCGGGGAAGAAAGGGGUGAUCAAAAGAAUGCCCGGACCUGCUACCUGGAAGCAGUCAAGAAAAUGACCCGCCAAUUCGAACGAAUUGAAUUGGUCUCCCAGCAGGUAGACAAGGGUGAGGAGAAGGCUAGGAUUGAGCCGGAUGCAAACACGGAGGAGAUCCAGAUUGAUGCCUCCAAUCCUGAGAGGAAGGUCAAAAUUGGGGCUGAUCUUCAGGAAGAGCUAAGGACUGAGGUUGUCCAGGUGCUGACCAGGUAUAAAUCUUUGUUUGCCUGGAGUGUUGCUGAUAUUCCCGGAAUUGACCAGUCAGUCAUUUGCCAUCGUCUCUCUGUUCUUGAGGGGUCUAGGCCUGUAAGACAGAAGAAGAGAUUUUUGGCAAGUGAUAGGAGAGAUUUUGUAAAGAAGGAGGUUAAGGACCUACUUGAGAGGCCCAUUUAUUAUGUAAGCAAGGCCUUAAAUGGGGCAGAAAGUAGGUAUACUCCCACGGAGAAGGCAGGGUAUGCACUAUUCAUAACGGCGAAGAAACUCACCUCCUACUUUCAGGCCCAUCCUAUUAUCGUGUUGACUGACCUACCAUUGGGUACGGUCAUGAGGGACUCCACCUCAUCAGGAAGAAUGAUCAAAUGGGCCAUGAUGUUGACUCAAUUCAACAUCGAAUAUCGCCCGAGGACAGCGAUAAAAGGACAGGCCGUGGCUGAUUUUCUUGUGGAGAUGGCGGGUCACCAGGAAGAUGAACCGGCUAGGGCUAUCAGAGAGCCUUGGUGGUCCAUGUCGGUAGAUGGAGCCUCUGGACCGAAAGGUUACGGGGGAGGUGUAGUGUUCACAACUCCGGAAGGGUUUAAAGUAUAUCAUGCCUUGAUUCUUAAUUUCAAGCUCACAAACAAUGAGGCCGAGUAUGAGGCGUUGAUAGGGGGCCUGAGAUUGGCCAAAACGCUACAAAUCACAUGCCUCAGGAUCAAGUCCGAUUCAAGCUUGGUGGUAGGCCACAUCAAUGGCAACAUGGAGGCCAAAGGAGAGAAAAUUCAGAAGUACAGAGACUUGGAAAGGGCACUAUUGAAGGACCUGACUGAGUAUGUGAUGGAGCAAAUCCCUAGGGGGGAGAACACCGAUGCUGAUUUGCUAUCAAAAUUGACGCAAGCAGCCCUGGAGCAUGUGUCCAAGCUGGCCAGGAUUGAGACGCUGGAAAAGGCUAGCAUUGAAAGGCUUUCUGUGAGCCUGAUAGAGGAGGAUGGACAGCCCAAUCUAACCCUGGUGGAACCUGAUGAUAUUUGGAUGGAUGACUUGGUCAAGUAUUACAUGACCGGGCAAUUUCCUGAGGAUGAGGACAGGGUGAGAAAAGUAAAGUUGAGGGCUCCAAGAUUCCAAAUGCUAGAUGGAAGGCUAUACAAAAGGGCAUUUGGCGGUCCGCUGCUGAGAUGCUUGACCAGGGCGAAGGCGGAAAGAGUGAUCGCCAAAGUUCAUGAGGGUGUCUGUGCAGCCCAUCAAAUGUCCAGGACACUCGCACAAAGGAUCAUUUUGCUAGGUUAUUUCUGGCCUACAAUGAACCAAGAUUGUGAGAAGUAUGUGCAAAGUUGCAAGACUUGCCAGGUGUUCUACAAGUUUCCAGGAAGGCCUGCGACAUAUUACCACCCAGUUUCCAAUGUUAUUCCAUUCGCAAGGUUUGGGAUGGACAUCAUUGGGGCCUUCCCUCAAGCUCAAGGGAGGAAGAAGUAUGUCAUGGUCGCUAUCGACUACUUCACAAAAUGGGUGGAGGCCGAGGCAUAUGCAACCAUCACAACCAAGCAGUGCCAGCGCUUUGUCUGGAAGAAUAUAAUCACCCGGUUCGGGUCUCCUCGAAACAUUGUGACGGAUAACGGGCCUCAAUUUCAAAAUCCAGAGUUCACCAAAUACUUGGAGGACUUUGGGAUUACUCACAACAAGGCUUCCGUGGCCUACCCGCAAGGGAAUGGUCAGGUGGAGAAUGCGAACCGCACAAUAGUCGAUGGGAUCAAAAAGCGGUUGGGUGAGGCAAGAACGAAUUGGUUAGAGGAGUUGCCACAUAUCAUCUGGGCUUACCGAGUCACUUCGAGAAGGGCCACCGGGGAGACACCUUUCGUCCUUACUUAUGGAUGUGAGGCCAGACUACCCAUUGAAGCAAAGAUAAUGACCUUCCGGGAAAAGAUCUACGAGGAGAAAGUGAAUGAGGAGGACCAUUUGGCAGAGCUAAACUUGUUGGAAGAAAGGCGGAUGGUCGCUGAGGCUAAAAUGAUGGAAUACCAGCAAGCAGCCAAGGCCUACCAUGAUAACAAGGUAGGGCCUCGUUAUUUCCAAGUGGGUUACGAGGUCUUGAGACGAAGGGAGGCCAGCAAACCCGGAGAAGGGGGAAAACUUGCAAAGAAAUGGGAAGGCCCAUAUAGGGUCACAGCAAUAUUACGCCCUGGGACAUACAAGUUAGAAACAAUGGAAGGUCGAGAGUUGGAAAGGUGCUGGAAUUCCCACCACCUUAGAAAAUUCUACCGAUAGACCAAAUUGGCAGGGCAUGUAUUUGUAAUACCCCUUCUAUGAUAAAUAAGAGAUUUCUUCAAUACUUGUGUUGCUGGUCAGUAAUACUAAACUAAUGUCUUGAUG
Messenger RNA from Cuscuta campestris, 5289 nucleotides. NCBI's taxonomy places the organism in Eukaryota, Viridiplantae, Streptophyta, Magnoliopsida, Solanales, Convolvulaceae. The record is from the annotation of a GenBank genome assembly.